AUGAACAUUCUGCGAAUAGCAUGUCGUUCUUUUCAUUGCCUGCGCUGCGGUCCAUUACUCAAUGAGAACAGGGGAUGGUCAUCCAAAAAGAUUAUUAAAUUAGUCAAUAAAUCGAGUUUGUCCAAUAAAGAGUUUACAGAAAAAGUACGAGAUGGUACGAAAGACAUUCCUGAGUGGAAGAAGCAGAAAAUGGCAGUUAGAAAAAAAUUGCAAGGCCAGAGGUGGAACCCACCAAAAAAGAUAUCACAGGAACAAAUGGAGGCUCUAAGACUAUUGAAAUUCAACUUUCCUGAACUGACAGCAUCUGAUCUUGCAGACCGGUUCAAAAUUUCUCCCGAGGCUGUUCGAAGAAUUUUGAAGUCCAACUGGAAGCGUACUGAUGAGGAAAACAAUAACACCUACGAGAGAUGGAAAAGAAGAGGAGAACGGAUAAAAGAAAUGUAUCAAAGAAAAGAGGAUGCCGAUUUUGUAUCCAAUCAAAUUGUUACUAGCAGAAAGAUUAUACUUGGGUCCAACUCAAAUUCACCUGAAUUAAUAGCAAGGAAUGUUCGCACUUUUAAACCUUUCAAGCCUAACAACAGUACACCUGAAAAGAAAAACACCAACAAACUAUACAUUUUGAAGCAUUUGGGCUCGAAACAAUAA
This is a messenger RNA of Saccharomyces cerevisiae S288C, 645 nucleotides long. It is a transcript of the gene RRG9, whose product is annotated as mitochondrial ribosome assembly protein RRG9. The record is from RefSeq and is marked reviewed. Bases 1 to 645 code for a protein of 214 amino acids. NCBI's taxonomy places the organism in Eukaryota, Fungi, Ascomycota, Saccharomycetes, Saccharomycetales, Saccharomycetaceae. Gene Ontology annotation, cellular component: mitochondrion. The transcript has a single exon.